AUGACUUUAUUGUACCAAAAGCUACCCACCAGCUACACUUUCGUGCCACCGUCGUUCUCGUCACUCCAAUUACACGACCUGCUCUGGUAUCUGCUCUGGUGCGCAAUCUGCACCUCUUCAACAAUUAGACAGACAAUGGAUCUUGCGAGCCUACGCGUCAAAGAGCUCGCAGAUAUCUGCCGCAAAUUCGGUCUCCGUACAAGUGGACGCAAAGCGGACCUAGUAGAGCGGAUACAGGCCAACGCCACGUACCAAGCAGACGUGGCAGCAUUGGCCAAAUUGGGCAUCAGCAAAGGGCAUAAAGAGAGCCACAAUGACAGAAAAAGAGGACCCAGCCAUAAUUAUGCCGACAGCAACAAGAAACCGAGAUUCAAACAGGAAGACAACACAACAAUCGAUUUAAUCUUUGCUCGUUUUCAAGACUUAGAAGUGGAGGAACCUACGAUUACGGAAGAGGGUAUUUUAGUCAUGUGUGAUGCAUUAGGAAUUGAUGCACAAGAUCCUGUUAUGCUGGCGCUAAGUUGCGUAAUGGAGGCAGCUACUAUGGGUACCUACACGCAAUCAGAAUUUCGACGUGGGAUGCACAGACUGCACUGCAAUACAAUUGAAGAUUUGCGUGCUGUACUUCCAGCUCUGCGGAGCCAAUUGCACGAUCGUGCUGAGUUUUCUACUAUUUAUUCGUUUACGUUUGGAUUUUCAAAAGAUCCAACACAAAAGAGCUUGGCACUUGAUCUGGCGAUAGGAUUGUGGGAUCUUCUACUUCCUGGGCACUUUUACUGGCGUCGACAUUGGCUGCAAUAUGUUCGACAGCACGCGCGUAGUGUAGUGUCAAGAGAUCUGUGGCUCCAGGUGCUCGACUUUGGCCACCAGAUCAAGCCAGAUAUGAGCAAUUACGACGAAAAUGGAGCAUGGCCUGUGCUACUGGACGACUUUGCUGUUGACAUGCUACAAAUUAUUAAAACCAAAGGGCUUACGGUUGCGCAGAAUGAAGAGGAUACAAUGUCUAGCCAAGACAUCAACAAAAUUGAUGGUGGUGAGAACAUGAUCGUAGAUGAGUGA
Molecule: messenger RNA, 1059 nt
Organism: Plasmopara halstedii
Lineage: Eukaryota; Oomycota; Peronosporomycetes; Peronosporales; Peronosporaceae
Product: dcn1-like protein
Exons: 7
Coding region: 1-1059 (352 amino acids)
Biological process (GO): protein neddylation; positive regulation of ubiquitin-protein transferase activity
Cellular component (GO): ubiquitin ligase complex
Molecular function (GO): ubiquitin conjugating enzyme binding; ubiquitin-like protein binding; cullin family protein binding
Source: RefSeq, a predicted model, not a curated record